CUGCGUGGUCUUACCCGCCCCCCUCUCAACCUACAAAAUGAGUCCGACCGCUGCUAUUUUACUGGUCUUGAACCGUCGAAAGAGCGACUCAUUGGAGAAAUACAGCGGGGGUUUAUCGCAUUAAUUUGAGGUUGAAUGUUCGCCUUUAACACCGAGCUUGUCUGCUUUAACAUCCGCUUCUUUUUUUUUUUUUUUUUGUCCUAAGUUGCUCGAAGCGGACGGAGACUGAAGUGACGUUUGCGUCCAUUCAUUCAUCCACAGCAACAAUGGCAGCACAGGACUUUAAUUUCUUGCUAGCGACGGAUUCUUACAAGAUCACACAUUACAAACAGUAUCCUCCAAAUGUCAGCAAAGUCUACUCCUACUUUGAGUGCAGACAGAAGAAAGACUCCCCCCUCAGUGAGGUGGUGUUCUUCGGUCUUCAAUAUCUGCUCAAGAAAUACCUCACAGGACCGGUUGUCACAGAGGAAAAGAUUCAGGAAGCCAAACUCUUCUACCAGAUGCACUUCAAACAGGCCGUGUUUGAUGAAGAUGGCUGGAGGAAGGUCCUCGAGAAACACGAUGGUCGUCUCCCGAUCCGGAUCAAAGCUGUGCCCGAGGGCAGGAUCAUUCCAAGAGGCAACGUACUCUUCACCGUGGAAAACACAGACCCAAACUUCUACUGGCUCACCAACUACAUUGAGACCAUGCUUGUCCAGAUGUGGUAUCCCAUCACAGUAGCCACCAUAUCCAGGGAGUUCAAGAAGAUCCUGGCCAAACACCUGAAGGCUACCUCAGGGAGUCUGGAGGGCCUGGACCUGAAACUGCAUGACUUCGGCUACAGAGGAGUGUCCUCUCAGGAGUCUGCAGCGUUAGGUGGAGCAGCUCACCUGGUUAAUUUCUGCAGCACCGACACCAUCGCUGGAGUUCUGAUGGCUCAAAGAUUUUAUAGCUGUCCAAUGGCUGGCUUCUCCAUCCCAGCAGCUGAGCACAGCACCAUCAUCUCCUGGGGCAGGAGUAGGGAGAAGGAUGCUUUUGAGCAAAUCCUCGACCAGUUCUCCUCAGGGCCGGUGGCUGUGGUCAGCGACAGCUACGACAUCUUUAACGCCUGUAAACACAUCUGGGGGGAGAAGCUAAAGGAGCGAGUCAUGGAGCGCAGUGACGACUCGUGCCUGGUUAUCCGGCCAGACUCUGGAGACCCUGCUGAGACCCUGAUUGAGGUCAUCAAGAUUUUGGAGGAGUGUUUUGGCUGUUCUCUGAACUCGGUGGGAUACAAAGUGCUGCCAUCUUACCUGAGGAUCAUCCAAGGGGAUGGUAUUGACCUCACCUCCGUGGAUCAGAUUCUUGAGAAGCUGAGUGAUGAAGGCUGGAGUGCUGAGAACGUCCUCUUUGGUUGUGGCAGUGCUCUGCUUCAGAAACUCAACAGAGACACUUUGAGCUGUGCCUUCAAGUGCAGCUAUGUGGAGACCAACGGCAAGGGGAUGGACGUGUACAAGCAGCCUGUGACGGACCCGUCCAAGGAGUCAAAAAGGGGUCGAUUAUCUCUGAGGAGGAACUCUGAUGGGUUCUUUGAGACCAUAGAGAGAGGGGCUGGGAAACCAGAGGAGGACCUGCUGGUGACCGUUUUUGAGAACGGCAGCCUGGUUCGGGACUACUCCCUGGAGGAGAUCAGGAAGAACGCCCGGCUGCAGGAGGAGGACCUGAAGCUCAUCUUCUACAACCACAAACAGGAGCUGCUGCACAAUCACAUCAUAAAUGACUCUCAUUAAAACCAUCAAACGCAGCGUGGAGCUCUGAAAGGCAUCUGUGCGUGUUGAUGUGGAGAGGAAAGCUGUCUCCAGCCCCACCACCUUCAUCCCGGUCGCAGCUCAGUCUUCAGGUACAUCUGCUUCCUUCACUUCCAGCUCUCACAGGACCGAACACAGAAACACUUCCUGUCAAGCCGAAGCUCAGGGUCAGAUCCAUUAAGCUACCUUCUUUUUCACUUUGUAGAUUUGAUGUCAACACUGGAGCAGAAACACACACACCGUGAAGUGUGUGUUUAAAGCUGUUUUCACAGUAAUAUCCUGCAUCUGAGCGUCCUGACCUUCUAUUAGAUUUCUUUCUGUGAAUGGUCAAGUAGACCAGAAAAUCACCACAUCCAUGCAACAGUGAAACAGAAUGGAUCAUCAGGCGGGGAUGCCAUGUUUCCUAUGAUUUCACUUUCUGCCUUUUUUUUUUCUUCUUUUGUUGGACCCAGCCACAGAUUCUAGAUGUGCUUAUUAACCCUGAGCAGCACUGUGUGCCAAUGGAAACACACCGCGUUGCACAGAGAACCACACACACAGUGAAACCAUGAUGGUGCUGACCUAUUUCACAAGUAAAAAACACGUCAUCCUCACAGGAAUGAAAAGUGAAAGCAGUCACUGACUUUUCAGCCUCGCGUCACCCGUUAGCUCCUGUUAGCUACAAGCGGCUCGAUGUGUAAGAUGACGAAGCCAAAUUUGUGUUUUUUACAGUUUAUUCCUGUGAAUACAGAUUUUACUGGAUUAAAAUCAUUGUUUUUUAUGUUAAUCAUCAUCAGGUCUUCUGAGUCGUUCUGCUGGUUCAUAUAUAACAGGAGUCAGAAUAUUAUUUAAACAUAUAAACUUAGCAGAAAAAGCCAGUAAAUGAGCGUUUGGUGGAUGUAGAAUGCUGCUGUUG
Melanotaenia boesemani (Boeseman's rainbowfish) is the source of this 2661-nucleotide messenger RNA. It is a transcript of the gene nampt2, whose product is annotated as nicotinamide phosphoribosyltransferase 2. NCBI's taxonomy places the organism in Eukaryota, Metazoa, Chordata, Actinopteri, Atheriniformes, Melanotaeniidae. The coding region runs from base 267 to 1748 and encodes 493 amino acids. Gene Ontology annotation, biological process: NAD+ biosynthetic process. Gene Ontology annotation, molecular function: nicotinamide phosphoribosyltransferase activity. The record is from RefSeq and is a predicted model, not a curated record. The transcript has 11 exons.